This is a messenger RNA of Hyla sarda, 8248 nucleotides long. RefSeq names its product Abelson helper integration site 1 (gene AHI1). Gene Ontology annotation, cellular component: ciliary basal body. Lineage: Eukaryota; Metazoa; Chordata; Amphibia; Anura; Hylidae. Gene Ontology annotation, molecular function: protein binding. The transcript has 25 exons. The record is from RefSeq and is a predicted model, not a curated record. Gene Ontology annotation, biological process: motile cilium assembly. Bases 189 to 3752 code for a protein of 1187 amino acids.
CCCGGGUGACGGCGGGAGGCGGGGCCGGUAACCGUGGAGCUGUUGUUGCUGCAGGAAAGUAACGGAAGAGCGGGCAGAGUGUUGUCCUUGCGGUUCUGGUUCUGAAUGUUGUGGCGCUGAGGUUGAGAUCUGGACAGAUAUGAAGCUAAAAUGAUUAUGUGCAAACAGCAUUGGUUCUUGGUUUGAAGAUGCCUACAGUAGAGAGUGAGGCUAAAGUGAGGACCAAGAGCCGUUUUGAUGAAGUCUUCCAGAGUUAUGUUGCCCUUGCAGAGGCAAAGAAGACAAGAAAGAAGAAAACUCCUAAAGAAGAACAUGUUGUACUUGAAACAUUCAGACAUCCACUCCCCCCUGCCAUUGAUCACGUGCAAGAAACAUUAGAAAGUGGUUCAUACAUCGUAGAAGAUGAUCAUCCAAGUAUUACAAGGAAAAAAGCCAGAGAAUUGCUGUGGGAAAGUGAAGAAGGUGGCAAUGAAGUUACCAAAGAGCUCAAGCAUGUAAAAUCUGUAAAGAAGAAAAAAAAGAAAGCUGGUGUGGUAGACAAAAGCAGUCCUAGUGACCAAAUGGGAAAACCAGACUUAGUAGAGGAAGUCAAUGCUAGUAACAUCUCAAACCUCAAGGGACAACAAUUUAUACAUUCUGAGAUAAUGGUGGAGACCACUUCAGAACAUCUUAGCGCUACUGAGUUUCAGGAUGAGAAUCAACUUCUGGAGGAUUACAGACUUAAAGUUUCCCAGAAGGAGACCGAUGAAAUCAAAGAGAAGAUAAAGAAGAAACUAAGCACUCAUCUUUUCAGCAGCGACGACCAACAACAUCUUCUACCAAAUGGGACUGAAAGGAAAAAGAGGAGGAAGAAGAGAGACUUGGUGGAAACGGAGCCAGAAACCAGUGUUAUGUCCCUAUUGGAAUUGCAAGCCACACCAGCAGAAAUACAUGAUCAGCCUCAGUCAGACGCAUCUCCAUCUAACGCUGAUGUACAUGAAGAGGUUCCUAAAAUAGAAGGCAGGAAAUCUAAGAAGUCAAAGACAGGUAUCCAAAGACUUGACCCAAGAGAAGACAAUGUAGAUAAAAGCAGCCCUAGACACAUGUAUGAUGACAGCCUGGUGUUGGGACUACAUAUUCAUCGCUCUGACAAACUCAAAACUGAUCUCAUGGUAUCUCGGCCCUUGGUGAAGGUUCAUGUCAUUGAUCAAAGAACAGGCGAAUAUGUCAAGAAAGAGACAAGCUCUGAUGCAGUUUCAUCAUUUGAUGACCAAGAAAGAAAUGAGUAUGUUCUUCCCAAGUUUACACAGCCAUAUGACUACAAGCGGAUGAAAACAUUGGUUCCUGAGUGGGAUGAACAAAUCAUAUUUAUGGAGAGUUUCACACAUUUUUUGCAUAUGAAGGAAGACCACCCUAAUGUUGUCAUAUUCUUUGAGAUCCUUGAUUUAUCACACGAAGAAGGUUUUAACUCCAACUCGGAUAUUGAAAUAAAGGAGAAAGGAUUCCAAAAAAUUGCGUGGGCUUUCCUAAAGAUUGUUGGUGCCAAUGAAGUUCUCAAUGUAGAUAAAAAAUUACGCCUUCAACUUUAUUACCCUCCUUCCAGAGCUAGGGUAGCUUCCAGCACUCAUGUCUACGAAUGGUGGCUAAAAUAUCCCAGAAACCGUUACCCAUCUACUCUUUAUGUAUCUGUUAAAGGCCUAAAGCUACCUGAUCAUGUAAACCAAAAUUACAGUAUGGCUGCCCAACAGGAAAACCUAAACUCUGACCUUCAGAAUGACAGUGCUAUGACGGAAAAUAAUUCAGCCGACUCUAGACAGAAAAAGGAACCUUUCAAGUGGACUCGACUGCCUGGUCAGGCUUGCCGUAUUCCCAACAAACAUUUUUUGUCACUUCGAGGUGGACACAUGGGGUGUUUCUCAUUGUGUUUUUCUCAUGUUGGUAGAACAUUGGCUGCAGCGUGUGCUAACAGAGAUGGUUAUCCGAUAUACUUAUAUGAAAUUCCUUCAGGUCAGUAUCUCAUAGAGCUUCAUGGUCACCUUAAUGUUGUCUAUGACCUUUGCUGGUCCAAAGAUGAUCAGCAUUUGCUAUCUGCUUCUUCUGAUGGUACAGUAAGACUUUGGAAAAUUACAAAUGAGGCUUCAUCUGCCACAAAAGUAUUACCUCACCCUUCCUUUGUAUACACAGCUAAGUUUCACCCCAUGUCCGAUCAGCUAGCUGUGACUGGAUGCUAUGAUGCAGUCAUAAGAGUGUGGAAUGUAAAGGUUAAGGAGAUCUAUGGUCAUCUACUACAGGAGUUUGAUGGCCAUAAAAGUUUUAUUAAUUCGCUUUGUUUUGAUGCAGAAGGACUUCACAUGUUUUCUGGAGACAGCUCAGGACUUAUAAUCAUGUGGAAUACAAGCAUCAGCCGAGGUCCUAAACAGAACCCUGUUGAGCUCUGGGGAAUAUUAAAGGAAAUAAAAGAAACUGAAAUGAAAGGAAUAGCUGUGAAUCACUUACAAGUCCAUCCAAAUGGAAGGCGUUUGUUAAUUCAUACAAAAGACAGCACCGUUCGAAUUAUGGAUCUUAGAAUACUAGCUGCAAAAAAAUAUAUCGGAGCUACAAAUUACAGAGAAAAACUUCACAGUGCCUUUACACCAUGUGGAACAUUUGUCAUAGCAGGUAGUGAAGAUGGGGCUGCAUAUGUGUGGAAUGCUGAAACAGGAGAUCAAGUAGCAAAGUAUACAGAGCUCUCAUAUACAGCCCCACUUCGAGAUGUGGCCUUUCAUCCUCAUGAACACAUGGUAGCAUUUUGUGCCUUUGGGCUUAGCCAGCCAAUUAUUGUAUACAUUUAUGACUACAAGGUUGCCCAACUUGAAGCUGAAUCAGUGCAAACUUCUAUUGAUGCAAAUGGAAAAAAUAGGUCAGAUACUUUUACAUUUCAAGAUUCUGUAAUUGCUGCAAAAUCCUCAAUGCGAAUGAUGAAAGUGAAGCAGAAAUUGGAUUCUGUUUUGAGUGGAUCCAAUGGCUUCCAACCAGCCCCUUCUUUGUUGUCACCUCAUUCUAAAUUGAGGCUUACGGGCACAUCCAGCACACAGUUACAACCUCUUGGUACCAAUACAUAUGGUGGUUUCAGCCCAGUUGGACAGUCACUUAGUCGGACACCAUCAAUCAAACUGAAAAUGAGUAAUUCAGAAGCAAAGGUUUCUUCACUUCAAAUAGAAGCUGACAGUAUUCUACCAAUACAAGAGACGGUGGUAGCUCUAUACGACUACACAGCACAUCGAUCAGACGAGCUAAGCAUCCAUCGUAGUGACAUUAUCCAUGUGUUGUACAAAGAUAAUGAUAAUUGGUGGUUUGGCAGUCUACAGAAUGGACAACAGGGUUACUUUCCAGCAAACUAUGUGGCUGCUGAAAUCCAGCAGGAGUAUGACCACCCUACAACAUCCAAAUCAUAUUAUCCUGUUUCCCAGGAACAUUUAGAGGCAGAUCAUUCUGACCAUACUUCUCUGAUGAUGUCAGCAGUCCCCAGCAAGUCAAAGGAUCUGAAAUUUAUGUCACAUCAUGACACAGAUGUGGGCUCACCUGUGACACCUGGAAAAAGGCAAGAAAUGAGGCAGAUGAGACAGUCACCUGACUGUACUUCACAGUCUGUGGAUUUACCGACAAGAUUUUCCCCAUUUGGUUCCAAUGAUUGUGAUCUACCAAGGCAAGACAGCAUUGUUAAACCGAAAAAGAGCUUGAAAAAAGUCACCACUGUUGGAAAAACAAACAUUGCUUUUCAGCCAGAUAAGUAGGAUGCAGAAUGACCUAACGCUAGAAAGAGAGCAGUAGUAAUUUUUAGCCACUGCUAAAAAUUACUGGUAAAGUCUAGAAUGAAAGAAAUGUAGGACAUAUAAGAUCAUAUUAUUUUUUUAAUUAAAUAUAAUAAUAGUAAUAAUCUGCGCUGAAUGCUUCUACUCAGCAAAAAGAGUCCCCAAAACAGGCAUAGUUCUCAUCUACAUUGCAGUGUAUUGCAUGGACUGAGAACAGCACCUGAGGAUGAAGCUUGAAACUCACUAUUUUACAUUUCUACCUUUACAUUUCUACAAUACCUUAGACUUGUGUCUAAGGGGACUAGUGAGCUAUCUGGCUAUUAAAUACCUAAUUUUUAUUGUGAAAUUAUGAUGCUGGACCAUCUUUCCAUGGAACUCUAAAUUGUGCUUUUCCUUUUUCAGGAGAGAUGACGGGUUCUCAUUGAUUCCUAUAGGCCAACAGUGUUUUUGCAACAUUUGUUUACUUAAAGUGUAACUAUCAUUAUAUUUUUUUAUUGACAAAAUGUAAAUGAUUUUAAGAAGAUCCCCCAAUGUAUUUUAAUAGGCUAAUCUAUUUCCCACCGCUCUAAAUAACAUGCGUACAGUAGUAAAUUCCAAAUGUACAAUUGCUUCCCUGCAGCAUGCCUUUGCUCUCAAUGCUUGAUACAUGGGUAGUCCAUAGUUAAGUGGACAAGGCAAAAUUGAAAUUGCAAGGUGAUAAAGGGCUACCUGAUCUAUGGCUUUACCAUGUAGCAGCAGUCCUGACUCAUUUUUAGAUUGGGCACACAAUGGCUCUCCAAAGCUUUGGGAAUUUAAUCUUUUUGUCUGGUUGCUCUGGUUCAAGCACCGUGGUUAGCUAGUUCUGAUAGGGAGGGUAUGUCUGGUGGACCCUACCUGGUCCUGUAUGCUGUUUGUGUUUGAGAUAGUUGAGUACUAAAGUUUGGUAUUUUUUGUCAUCCAAGGUUGAUGAUUCCUCUGUCAGAAAUUCUGCCUUCCUGCAGGGUCAGUUGGCUAGGUCCUUCGUGACCUUGGAUCACACCUCUGGGCCUAGGCUGAAGUAGAUAAUGAUGGAAAACUACUGUCUUUUAAAAGUUUAUGUGGCUAUGGCCUGCCAGAUGUCUUUCUUGGUAAGAGUGCAGACAGUUUCUCUCCUUUGUGGGGGCCUCCCUGGUGCUUUGUUUCUCUGGCCACACACUUGCAUUAUUUGAUCAUUCGUUUCCCUCCUCUAGUGUGUGGUUGUCGGCUCUCUUGAGACUUUAUGGCUUACUUCUAUCUCAGCAGUCCAGCUAGAGCCUCACUCUUUUGCGCUUGGUAGCAAGAAGUCAGUAUGUCCUCUGAAAAUUUGUAGAUGUAUCAAUAGGAUGUUAUUGGCAUCCCACACCAAAGAGAAAAACUACAAAAUCAUCUCAUGAUGGUAUUGGGGUCCUACAGUGGGACAGUAGUCUCCGAUUACUGUUUGUGCUGCUGCUAAGGGGAAGGCAGCAUGCGUCAAGUCUGAUGGGGCUGCAACAACAUCAAAGCAUUCUGGGGGACGUAUUCUCAGUAUCUAUCAACAAUUUUCAGGUAAACACAUUUCCAAAAUUCCACAGUUGGUCUUGCUCUCCCUUCUUCCAGAUAUCUUAGUCUCUCUUGAAAAACAGUAUGCCUAAGAACUUUGCUGACUCUUGACUAGUGAUCCUUCAACACGGUUGGUCCCCAUAUAUCAUUUAUUGGUUUGCUGAAUUGAAGGUCAGAAUAAUUUAUAGGAGAGUAAAAUUAAUCUGAGGCAUUUCUAAAGCUUUGGAGUGCAUGGCUCAUGUUAUUUUGAAGCCCUGUUGUGUUAAACUAGUCCCCUGCUCACUUCUGCAUUGUGGUGCGUUGGAAGGGCUCACUGUUCCUCCAUAAUGGAGGAGGGCCCCUCCCAAUGAUUUUCCUUUUUUUUUUUUUUUUUUUUCUUUUUUUUUUUUUUUACUGUUACUGCUUCUCGCUACCAUGGUAUAGCAUCCCCUUAUUCCCUCUAUGUUUUGUUCCUUUUAGUCUUUUCUAGCUGGGGUCUAAACUAGACCCCUACUUGAUAUUUGUUUUGCUCUCUUUAUGCUAAAAAACUAAUUACACCUAAUCUGCAGUUGCUGUGCUGUGCCUGUACACAGCAGAUGAGCGCAGGCAGCAGCAGAGCUGUGUUGUGUUUCCACUGCUUCCCAGGGCUCUAUCUUUUUAAAUAGCUUUACCUGAUGCUGUACCCAAUAAUAGAGACAAAGAGCAUCAAGUUAAGCAUCAGGUGAAAUUAUUAAGAGAAAGAGAGCACUGGGAGCAGAAAGCGCACAGUGCAGCCCUUUUACUGCCCAUUCAAAGCUACUGUGUACGGGCACAGCAGAGCUGGUGCAAGUAUUUUUGCCACCCUAGGCAAAAGCUAUCUUUGCCUCCCCCUUGACUCCGCCCAUUGGACUGCCCUUUGACACGCACCACCUUACUUCUAUGGCAACACACUGUAACAAGCCCCCUCCUGCUGUAAUUAGCGUACUACUGGGGUUACACACAGUAACAAACCUCCUCCUCAUGCUGCUGGCUGGGCCAGUGGUUCGGAUGCUGGUUGUCUUACUUUCUUACGGCAGGCAAACCCCCCCCCCCCAUCAAGAGGGUGCUCUAGGCGUCUACCUAUUCUGCCUAUAGGAAGAGCCGGCCCUGGGGCACAGCAUUAGCAACUGCAAUUCAGGAAUGGCGAUGGGGGUGACAGUUUAAGCACCAUCUUUGAAAAGAAGAGGACAGAUUAGCCUAAUAAAAUACAUUAAAAAUCUCAAAAUCAUUAACAUUUUGUAAAUAAAUAAAAGGUAAUUAUAAUGAGAGUUACACUUUAAAAGAUACCAAAUAGUGACUACAGCUUAUUGAGACAGAUCUAGAUUUUAGGUAGAUCAUAGGUGUUCUGAUGAACUAACAUUGUCCACUCAGGAAGCAACACUGAUUGACAAUCAAUUUCACAUGCUGUUGUGCAAAUGGAACAGACAACAGUUGGAAAUUAUAGGCAAUUAGCCAGACACCGCCAAUAAAGGAGUGGUUCUGCAGGUGGCGACCACAGACCACUUCUCAUUUCCUAUGCUUUCUGGCUGAUGUUUUGGUCACUUUUGAAUGCUUGCAGUGCUUUCACUCUAGUGGCAGCAUGAGAUGGAGUCUACAACCCACACAAGUGACUCAGGUAGUGCAGCUCAUCCAGGAUGGCACAACAGUGCGAGCUUUGGCAAGAAGGUUUACUGUGUCUGUCAGGGUAGUGUCCAUGGAGGUGCUACCAGGAGAUAGGCCAGUACAUCAGGAGAUGUGGAGGAGGCCUUAGGAGGGCAACCCAGCAGCAGAACCGCUAACUCCGCCUUUGUGCAAGGAGGAGCAGGAGCACUGCCAGAGCCCUCCAAUAUGACCUCCAGCAGGCCACAAAUGUGCAUGUGUCCACUCAAACGGUCAGAAACGGACUCCAUGAGGGUGGUAUGAGGGCCCGAUGUACACAGGUGGGAGUUGUGCUUACAGCCCAACACCGUGCAGGACAUUUGGCAUUGGCCAGAGAACACCAAGAUUGGCAAAUUCGCCAAUGAUGCCCUGUGUUUUCACAGAUAAAAGCAGGUUCACACUGAGCACAUGUGACAGAUGUGAUAGAGUCUGGAGAUGCCGUGGAGAACGUUCUGCUGCCUGCAAUAUCCUCCAGCAUGACCGGUUUGGCGGUGGGUCAGUAAUGGUGUGGGAUGGCAUUUCUUUGGGGCGCUGCACAGCCCUCCAUGUUCUUGCUGGAGGAAGCCUGACUGACUUUAGUCCAGGUCUGGGAGGACAUCCCUCAGGAGACCAUCCGCCACCUCAUCAGGAGCAUGCCCAGGCAUUGUAGGGAGGUCAUACGGGCACGUGGAGGCCACACACACUACUGAGCCUCAUUUUGACUUGCUUUAAGGACAUGACAUCAAAGUUGGAUCAGCCUGUAGUAUGGUUUUCCACUUUGAUUUUGAGUGUGACUCCAUAUCCAGACCUCCAUGGGUUGAUAAAUUUGAUUUCAAUUGAUAUUUUGUUGUCAGCACAUUCAACUAUGUAAAGAUGAAAGUGUUUCAUACAAUUAAUUCAUUUAUUCAUAUCUAGGAUGAGUUAUCUUAGUGUUCCCUUUAUUUUUUUGAGCAGUGGACCUGAGGUCCAUGUUGGCCAAGAUCGGAAAGAAUCAAUUGGGAUGAGGCACUCUCCUGCUAUCUCAAUAUUUUUAUUCCAACACUUCACUUUUACAUCAACAAUUUUAGGCAUCAAUACUCAGAGAAUUUCUGUCAUUAAAUCUACUCAUAAAAAUACUAAAACUAUGUAUAUUUAUUAUAUUAUAUGUAAUAUAUUUUGUGAUUUACUUCAGUGUUAAAAAGCAUUUGUAAAUUUUAUUGACGUUUUUUCACUGAUAUUAAAAAAUAUGCACUUUAUUUUAGAAUUAAUUUAUGUAUUUAUAUCUUUUGAUGAAGAAUAGUUUUUAAUGAAGGACAUUUUUUUUGUGAAAGUGUUUUACCAAGUUAAAU